Messenger RNA from Angiostrongylus costaricensis, 240 nucleotides. The record is from the annotation of a GenBank genome assembly. Lineage: Eukaryota; Metazoa; Nematoda; Chromadorea; Rhabditida; Metastrongylidae.
AUGUUCAUAUCGGACACGGCCACCACGGCGAUGAUGGUGCCGAUCGGACAGUCGGUAGUUAGUCAAUUAGUGGCAUCUUACAGUUCACAUCAGGAAAACAGAAGUCAAAAUUCACUAGAUUGCAAGUGUGUGUCGACAGCUCUGGUGCUGUGCAUCUCUAUCGCCGCGAACAUCGGUGGCACGGGAAUGCUAACUGGUACUCCGAGCAAUUUGGUAAUGCUGGGGCAGUUAGAGGAGUGA